Molecule: messenger RNA, 2067 nt
Organism: Paraglomus brasilianum
Lineage: Eukaryota; Fungi; Glomeromycota; Glomeromycetes; Paraglomerales; Paraglomeraceae
Source: the annotation of a GenBank genome assembly
AUGAGUAGUCGUUUCUUUCGCGGAGGUUCGGAGUCAGAGUCGGAGUCAGAAGAGUCGCUGACUUCUGAUGAGGAACUUUCAGAUGACUUAUCCGAAGAAGAAUCCGAAGAUGAAACCGAAAGACAACCCAUAGCAGCCGGAGCAAAAGGUCGAUUCAUUCGCGGUGUUGUAUCUGAUUCGGAUGAUUCUGCGGAUGAAGUAAAGCGGGUCGUAAAAUCGGCAAAGGACAAGAAAUUGGAAGAGAUCGAGACAUCCGUGCGUUCAAUUGAAAACGCCAUGAAGAUUAAUGACUGGGCUGUUAUCUCCACUGAAUUUGAUAAAUUGAAUAAGAUUUUGGCGAAAGGCCCUGUUAGUCCAAAAGAAAAGGAUGCCAAAGAGAAAGAUGCUAAAAAGAAAAUGAACGCCAUUCAGGCCAAGGCCAUGGUUACGAUGAAACAAAAAAUCCGGAAAAAUAAUAGGUUAUACGAGGAUCAGAUUGCUAAAUGGAGAGAAGACACUCCAGAAAGCUUGUUUCGGCGAUUGAGAGAAGUGUUGGAGGCUAGAGGCAAAAAGAACACAGAUAGGCUUGAGCAAAUCAAGACACUUCAGAAACUCUUGGAAUUUGCUGAUACGCCGUAUCAAUCUAUUCGCAAUAUUGACCCGCAUACAACGGAUUAUGUUGACCGAUUGAAGGACGAGACUGAAUUAUAUUCUACAAUAGUGCGCGGACAAAUAUACUUUGAACAACAUGGAUUGGAUGAUGGCACUAGUCGAGUUGUGAUGCGAAGAUUAGAGCAUUUGUAUUAUAAGCCUGAUCAAGUAAUUCAAACUGUUGAAAGCUUGGUCGCAGAAGGUCUCCCUGACACUUUAAAGUCGGAAAUUACUCCACCCUCGGUCACAAAUGACUCGACUGACUUGAUACAUGCACUUUGUGUAUAUCUAUAUAAGAAAGGCGAGUCUCUUCUACGUACACGGGCUAUGCUGUGUCACAUAUACCAUCAUGCUCUUCACAAUAGGUUCUAUACCGCACGUGAUAUGUUAUUGAUGUCACAUUUGCAAGAGACCAUCCAUCAAGCAGAUGUUGCAACCCAGACUCUACACAAUAGGACUAUGGUGCAAGUGGGAUUAUGUGCCUUUCGUGAAGGAAUGAUUAAAGAAGCACAGAGCUGUCUUCAGGAUAUUUGUGGAACUGGAAGGACAAAGGAGCUACUAGCACAGGGCUUGCAAAUACAAAAAUAUUCUCAACUUUCUCCCGAACAAGAAAAGUUGGAUAGACAGCGUCAACUACCAUUCCAUAUGCACAUCAACCUAGAAUUACUAGAAUGUGCCUACUUAACGUGUUCUAUGCUAUUGGAGAUACCAAGUAUGGCAGCUGCAGGUUCCAAUCCGGAAGCAAAGAAGAAAAUAAUAAGUAAACCGUUCCGAAGAUUAUUGGACUACAACGAGAGACAAGUUUUUAGUGGACCACCCGAGAAUACAAGAGAUCACAUAAUGGGAGCUGCCAAAGCACUUGCUGCAGGUGAAUGGCAGAAAUGCCAGGAACUUAUCUGUGCAAUAAAGAUAUGGGAUUUAAUGCCAGGGACAGCUAAAAUUAAGGAAAUGCUCUGUCGAAAAAUACAAGAAGAAGGCCUCCGCACAUAUCUCUUUACAUAUUCAGCCUAUUACUCUACUAUUGGACUGGAUCAAUUGGCAACCAUGUUUUCUCUACCCGUGAAUGCAGUGACUUCAAUUGUCUCAAAAAUGAUCUGGAACGAGGAACUGGCUGCAUCAUUGAAUCAAGUGAACAACGUUGUUGUGCUACAUCGAGUUGAACCUACCAAAGUGCAACAGCUAGCACUUAUGUUUGCUGAAAAGGCGGUUGCAUUUGUCGAAGCUAAUGAGCGAGCCCUUGAACAAAAAGUGCAAAGUGGACUGGUUAAUCGUGAUCAGCGACCCAAGGGUCAAUCCAACCAAACUCGUCAAAACUCAGAGAAACAUACUGCUUAUCAAAAGGGUAGUGGACAACAACAACGAUCUCGAAACAAUUUCAACAAUGUCUUGGGCAAUAGUGUGCGUGGUCGAACACAACAGAGUCGAUAUCGGGCAUAG